UUUAACUUUAUUCUGUUGACUAUUGCAUCUAUUUUAUUUAAAGGCAAUAGUGCGCUGAAAAAACAAAUGCUGACAAAGUGCUUUAGACAUGGGUACAUUUACUUUCCAGGUCUCAAAAAAAGAAAAUUUCAAAAUACAUGAAAAGCUUAAAGAUGUGUGGUGUAUUAUUAAUUAGUUAUUGUGGAAAGCAAAAAUCCCAGUGAUUUAGUGUUCAUUUAAAUGUGUGUCCCUUAUAUAAAGCUGCCUUCAGAAGUUAAAAGUAUCUGUUCAUGUUAAUCCACAGUGCAUCCAGGCAAAGGUCGGCACCUUCACUCAGUUUUCCUUGAAAAUGUAUAAAAAGCAGAUUCGUUUAGAUGAAGGGUUUGGAUAGGUGUGAGAGUCCCUUAUAGCACACAGAAAGUUACAUAAACAGUAUUCCAGUGCUUUUAUAAAGACCUGGAACCCAGUUAAGUAUGCAAAGAAUUAUUGCUGCAUGAAUUACAGUAAGAGUGAUUAUGUUCACGUACUGCGACACAAGCAGCCCUGACAACUAUAUCGUAGGCAGAAUGGGUGCACGGUGGGCAUGACCUUCUAUUGAUUUGAAUGAGUUGAGAUUACUUGCUUUAGGAUUACAUAGCAUUAAGCUCAGCUGUUCCACAAAUGUCCCCUGCUUUGACCUAGCUUGACCUGCAGUUAGACAGCAACUAAAGCCACCAAGAGUCAUACAUACAGAUACAGAGGAUGAGACACUAAAAGAAAGAAUUCAUAUUUUAAAUUUAUUUUGCAGCUCACAAAAAAAUUACUGCCAAUUACCUCUAAUCCAUGCAUUGUAACACUGCACAGAUUAAUUAAUACAUGUUGUUAACUCUGUAUUUAUAAAGAGGUACUGCAGCUUUGAUCCAAUCAGAAAGUAAGUUCCUAAGAUGUGGUUUAUCUCCUGUCAUUACUACCUGCUUCCCAAAUCAUCCUUUUUGCUGCUUUGUUCAUGAGUUGCCCUGCAUUCUGCCUGCACAAAAAGUUACUUCUGUGGGUGAUUGCGGUGUUUUCCCAGAUUCGCUGUCAGUUUGGCCAUCCAUCACACAUUAUGGGAUUUUCUAGAAAUUUAACUCAAUACUUCUGGGUUAAAUUUGCAUACAACUCGGCUGUUAUACUUUAAUUGUACACUAUGUCAAACAUUAUGUCAUUCAGGACCCCCAACAUGUCAGACCCAGGGUUAGCAAUUAAACUUAACAAUAAACGAAAUCUUUUUUUUUCACUUGCUUGGUUUCAUUUUACUGUAUUCAAAUGUCCAUUCUCUUCAAAUGUCUGUGUCUAACACACACAUUCAGUAGGUGUGAGAAGGGUGUGUUACCCAUCCUAUCAGGUUAAAGUCUGAGUGUAGAAUUACAGCAUUGCCCCUCCUGCAGGGACAAAGAUCAGAUUGCUCUUUCAUGAAUGUGUGCGUUUGUGAAGUGUGAGCUCUCUGAGGAGAUGAGACAGCAGGACUUGUCCUGAAUUCCUUUAUAUAGUAAAGGAAUAGUGGAAAAGGUAGUGGUUUGGAAUUAUUUUAGGAAAUACUUAAUGCUUUUGCUUAUGUACAUAUAAAGUAAAAGAAACAGUGGAGUUGUAACUUUAGUGGCUAUGUUGCUUUUCACAGCAUGCAAGCUAUCGCACUUGUUUCUCUAAUCUCCAUAUUAGUUUAGCUCAAGGAUGCAUUAACAGUAAUACAAGUUGAGCCUGGUGUUUGUACUGUUACUAUCCAGGCCUUCAAAGUUUGAAAUACUCCCCCUUUUAUUUCACCCUCCCUUUCAUUGCAUCUGCCAUAUUGUGUCACCUUUUAAAGGUUCUGAAUUUGGCUACAGAGCCAAGCAACAAUAAAGUUGCACUGCAACAUUAUUGUAGAUGCAGUGCAACUACAAUAAUGCUCCUUGGUUAAAUAUUGAUGUGCUGCGUGUUGUUCCUUCUGCAUUCUUGUGAAGCUGCAGCAACAUAUGAAUGUUCUCGCUCAUCGUACAUCGCCGUGGCAUCCUAAAUGGCUGAUGGCUCUUUAAGUGGAUGGUGGGGUGGGGCUAUAUACCAUGUGCUCUCUGUACACACCCCUUCCACAGAAGCAGCUCCUGUACUGCAAUAUUUGAUUUGGUGUGUGCAUCCCUAGUUGUGUGUGUGACUGUGUACAGCACAUUAAAGCGUGUCCGUCCUCUGCUCUCUCACUUCCCAUGCGUCACUGGUCCAUGUGCUGCUGUUGUCAGGGAAACCCUUUGCCAGCACCGGCUCAACUUCCACCACUGGAUUCGCACUGAAUAUUUUAACAAACCCCGCUCUCCUCAGUUACUCUGUGUUUGUGUGUGUGUGUGUGCUCUGUGCAGUCACUGCCUGGGUGAUAUGAUUCUUCUGACAAGUUUGCAUUCACACAAUAGACCUAGCAAGGGAGAGCUGAAGCAGGAGAAAAAGGAAUGCAGUAAAAGUAGUGACAGCAGAGGCGGCAUCUCGGGAGUCAAAAGAAGCACAAUCCUUACAGCUCUCGACCAAGCCAGUCUUGUGGAUUAAGUCUUCUUUUCUAAGCCAGACUGCAAGAGCUCAUCCUACAAGAGACUCUCUCACUCAUAGAGAGACUCUCUCUAUGCCAUUGCAGGGAGUAUGGACUUGGCUCAAUGAGCUGCUCUGUUUGUCUCUUCCACGCUCUCCUUCAUCCACCACAUUUACUUUCCUCCAUCUCCACCACCUUUUUUCCCCUAUCUCCUUACUCAUGUUUCUUCUUCUCUCUGUCGCUUCUUCCUGCUGUCUUAAAGUCAGAGCAGCAACCUGAAGAAAAUUGCUGUUAGCACUAGCUAUUAGCUACCUACGUCUUAGAGAAGGUGGCUUUUAGGGGUGACCUCGUCCAUCAUCAUCCUCUGGCAUUCAGGACAGACCUCUUCCCCCACCUCCCAUCCUCACCCAGCAUCACAGGGUGGGAUGGGACGGGGUUGGGUGAGUUAGGCUGGGGCUCAAGGGUUAGCAACAGGGUAGGCAAUGCCAGAUAGUAAAGGACGUGGGGAAAGAGGAGGUGGAGGUGGGUGUUUGCAAGGGAAGUGGAGGCUGAGGAAGCGAGGUAACCGUUCAGCUAUCCCAGCACUUUUCACCAUCACUGAGGAGGAGGAGGUACAGAGACGAAGAGAUGCUUGCAAGAGAAAGACAAAAGCAUCGUACUCUCACUUUAAGUCAGAGGAUGGCACCGUGUCUUCAACCACCCGUCCCAGCUCUGCAGGCUCUGGGCAGACCUACACUCCCAGCCUGACCCCUACACCCACUCCUACACCUAGUCGCACCACCAACAGCAACAGCCCCAGUAACAAUGCUGGCACCAAAACAGACUCGCUGCUCUUCAACAAGAUUGACGAGAGACUUAGGUUGGCCCGUGAGCGCCGGGAGGAGCGUGAAAAACAGAAUGCUGCCAAGGAGGCCCAGUGGCAGGCCCGUGAGGAACGAGCCAGGCAGCACUAUGAGAAACACGUUGAGGAGAGAAAGAAAAAGCUGGAGGAGCAGCGGGUAAAGGAGGACAAGAGACGGGCUGCCGUGGAGGAGAAACGUCGGCAAAAAAUAGAGGAAGACAGGGCUCGUCAUGAGGCAGUGAUUCGCAGGACUAUGGAGAAGAGCCAGAAAACCAGACAGAAGGCCAACCGUUGGUCUUGGGGAGGAACUCUGCAGACAAACACUCCCUGCACAACAGCUGGUUUUGUCGAGUCAGCUUUCCUCUAUCCACUCGACCUUGCUGGACUGGAGCACAUGCAGAGUGCUUUCAGUCUCUACUACAGAUACGGAAUGACAUCCCAAUAUGCUGAUAGGCGCUCAGUGUCCACAAUGAAUUUAUCCAAGCAUACAGACCCUGUCAUUACCAAGCGCCUCUCUUGCUCCUCUGCCACACUCCUGCACUCACCAGAUCGAGGCUUACAGAUGAGAACAGUCUCCUCCCCUGUCAUAAACAAAGCUCAGUCCAAACCCCACCUGCAUCAGGGAAAGACCAGCCAACAGAAAAACACAGGACUGCGCCGCCUUCCACUGACGCCAUGGGAGAGCAACAUGGUGAACCGCCUGCAGCAGCCAACACACUCCUACCUGGCCCGCAGCCGCAGUGCAGUGAGUCUGUCAGGAGACCAAUCAGCCAUGCCUGUGUGUCCUCGCUCAGUUUCCUGCCACCCCAUGGGCUCAAUGUCCUUCAAGGCCCUGCAGGCACAGCCACUGCCUCACUGUCGCAGCCAGGAGAGGAACCUCAGCAGGGACGCAGCUUCCUCGUCUUUAAACACCUCGCGCAGGAGGACAACCGGAACAACACAGCGGCAAAAAGACCGUGACAGUGUCAGGAAGUCAUGGAGCAACCUGACACUUCCACUUGCUCCUGUUCUCUCAUUGCCCCCAAGCAAGCGCUCCUCUUCCCCAAUCAAAAAGAGCGGUAAAGUGACAGCACCCUCUCCUGGCAGACCUCCACAGAAACCAGUGGGGCGACCUCCAACCCCCAAGUUACUAAAGUCUCCAGGGGCAGAAGAUCCUGGAAAUCUUCGUCCUGUCAGGAUCACACCUGAGAGUUCCCACCCUUCAACACCCAGAGGAGAGGAGGAUGAUGAGCAGGUCCUCAGCCCUCCUCAGCCUCGACCUCAGCCACUGGGUCAGAACAAGAGCUCAAAUGAGCAAACGGCAACCAGAGAGAGUGUAAGCAGUCCACCAGCUCACAAGCCUUCAGCAGGCACCACAGACCCGGAGGAGGCGAGUCGUAUCCUGGCUGAGAAACGACGGCUGGCCCGCGAGCAGAGAGAGAGGGAGGAAGAAGAGCGCAGGCGACAAGAGGAGCAGGCAAGAUUAGCGAAGGAGGAGUUGGCUCGCCGAAAGGCAGAGGAGAGAGCAAGGAGAGAAGAGGAGGCUCAACGCCAGGCCGAGGAGAGGAGGAAGAAGGAGGAGGAAGAGGAGAGAAAGGCAGAGGAAGAAAGACUUCGGAAAGAGCGAGAAGAGGCAGAGAGACUACAGAAACAGAAAGAGGAGGAAGAGGCUCGACAGAGAGAGGAGGCGGAGCGACUGAGGCAGGAGAGAGAGAGGCACUUCCAGAAAGAGGAGGCUGAACGACUGGAGAGAAAGAAGCGUCUUGAGGAGAUCAUGAAGAGAACACGGCGUUCAGAGACAACUGAAAAGGUCAGAAAUGGAGACAAUGCAGUGAACCCGACCUCUCCUGCUGCGUCAGCAGCAACUGAGACGCCAAGACACAAUAGUAACGGCAACUUAAGCCAACCAGAUACCACCCCAAACCCCAACACCACAGCACUGAGCCAUCCUGACCAGAGGGAGAAUGGGGAGUUUGAAGAGGUGCUUGUACUGCCUUCACAUUCCAGGUUGUCUCCUCCUGAAGGAGAGGAGGAGCAACAGCAACAGCAGGAGGACAACAGAGUUCCUGUCCUAGCCUUCUCAGAGAAUGGUCUACUGAAACCUCUAAGCAGAGUAGACGAUAUAUCAGCCCAGCAGGGAGCAGAUGUUGCCUGAUGCCCUGAUGCAACAUGACGAUUCCACACCCACAGACAUGAAGGAGAGGUCAAACAGAGAGGUGAAGUACAGAGCUGUUGGACUGAAUCAGUAGGACAACUCUCAGCACUAGAUUCUUCCUUUCUUCCUCUCCUGUGACAGAAGAGCACUGUUCCCAAAGAUGGUGUCUCCAAACAUCUUGCAAGGGCAUCACUGAGAGAGAUUACUCUUCCCUCAUCCUGCACUCUGUGGGGCAAAGCUUGUUUUUCUGUAUCUGAACAUGAUUACACUUGGUCAUCAUGUAUAUUCUGUGUAUAGCCACAGGUUUCCCUGAUUCUUAAAUGAAUGUCCUGAAAUCACAGCAGGGCAUUGAGGCAUUGAGUGUGUAUAGUCUUGUGAUGUGCGUGAUUGAGAGCGCGAAUGAGAAACUGACAAAGAUGUAAAAACUAAGAUCAGCUGUCAGUCAGCGGCUGUGAUACUUGAACGUUUUUGAACUAUUUUUCUGUAGACAGAUUGUGAUCAGCGAUGGGACUUUAGCUCAGGCCCCAAUCUAGCUUCGUUUAUGAAUUUUUGUCUCUAACUGGAACCUUAUGGUUCUCACAAGGUACUAUUUCUGCAGAAAUGUGAGAAAUAAAGUGUGCUACAGGAAUAAUAUCAGUGCAUGAAGUUGUAUUAAGACUAAUGCAAAAAAGGUAUGUCAUGUAAUAUACUUUACUGUUUCUACAGUGUUUAAACUAGGUUAUUACUGGGGUGGAACAGGUGCUGGAGUAUUAUGACUUUAGGUUUAAUAAUGACAAAAAUGAACAUACUGUCAUCUGAAAACUGAAAAUGUAGGGUAUAAACUUCAGAUUUUUCUUCAAAUUGCUGUACAGAUAAAAUGAUUUGUCGUCAUUGUCUUUAUAUUCAAAUUUACAAAAACGUGCUUCAUUAUUAAGUUAUGCCCUUUCAUUCAUUCACAUUUUAACCCUGUCACAGUUGCACCUAUUCUACAUCCUGUCACUGCCUGUAAGCCACUUUUUUGGCCAAGUAAAUCCAAACUGGAUUGAAUGAAUUUACUGAUGUUAUUGUUAAAAUAAUCAGAUUUGUUUCCAAGGAUUUGACAGAUGCUGCUAAUUAUGACAUUCCUUGGCCUUAACAUAGUGUAGAAGGAAUGAUGUGACUUUGCUUCAUGAGCUCAAUCGCUUUGGCCCUUUGCCCAAACUCCCCAGUGGCUUUUUUUGAAUUCAGUAUGAAUCAUCAAAUAUUUGUGUCACGCAGUUAUAAAUAAUGCAACUCAUAAUUCAUAUCAUUUCUCACUAUAGCAAGACAAAAGGUGGAAAUUACUAAAUUUCUAGAACCAGGCCAUUACACUUCAUUUUCACUCAGCUCCUACAAAUGAUCUGCAUUAGGGUCCUCAGACUUGAGCACUGUCUAACAGUACCACUAAAGAAUAAACUUGUCUUGAUUAUGUACUGCAGGACAUUACCAGCAGUACACAUGGCAUGCUGUUAUAUAUUUGAUGCUAUAAAUGUAAAAAUGUAUAUUUUAUUACUACCACAAAGAUUUGAAUAUAGCCCUUUACUUCAGAGGAAGCAUGAGGUGAGCUCUCUGAAUCAUUGUAAAAGUAAAAUCUCUACAACUGCUGCAGCUGUACUGCUUCAAAUGAAUAAAACUUUUUGAACUGGUUA
Haplochromis burtoni (Burton's mouthbrooder) is the source of this 7106-nucleotide messenger RNA. RefSeq names its product microtubule-associated protein 7b (gene map7b). The record is from RefSeq and is a predicted model, not a curated record. The coding region runs from base 2968 to 5460 and encodes 830 amino acids. Gene Ontology annotation, cellular component: microtubule cytoskeleton. The transcript is spliced from 20 exons. Gene Ontology annotation, biological process: microtubule cytoskeleton organization. NCBI's taxonomy places the organism in Eukaryota, Metazoa, Chordata, Actinopteri, Cichliformes, Cichlidae.